CGCCCUUCUGCACUGACGCAGCUUUGCUUCGCUUUCGUCUCCUUGCAGGUGAUCUUUCCAUCGUUCUGUACAUCAAUAGGCAAGCGAAUCCACUCACAAAAUGCAGAACGAAGCUGGUGAGAUGACCGAUCUGUACAUCCCGAGGAAAUGUUCUGCUACGAACAGGCUCAUUACUGCUAAGGACCACGCGUCGGUCCAGAUUAAUAUCGGGCAUUUGGAUGAGAGUGGCGUGUACACGGGCCAGUUCACCACAUUUGCACUUUCUGGAUUUAUCCGGGCUCAGGGUGAUGCUGAUAGUUCUCUGGAUAGGCUUUGGCAGAAGAAGAAGGCCGAAGUCAGACAACAGUAGAAAUCACUUGUGACGGGGAAAAUUCUACAUGUUUGAUCCGAGUGAUGAAGUUACUUUAGUUUCUGAUGACAUUUUAGUCCCCAAUUAGAUGCUUUAAUUGUAUUUGACUGGAUUGAGCUAUUAUUUCUGCUCAGGUUUUUCCAGCAUUGUCA
Musa acuminata AAA Group (dessert banana) is the source of this 501-nucleotide messenger RNA. Its product is annotated as small ribosomal subunit protein eS21. Gene Ontology annotation, cellular component: ribosome; cytosolic small ribosomal subunit. The transcript has 4 exons. The record is from RefSeq and is a predicted model, not a curated record. Lineage: Eukaryota; Viridiplantae; Streptophyta; Magnoliopsida; Zingiberales; Musaceae. Gene Ontology annotation, biological process: endonucleolytic cleavage to generate mature 3'-end of SSU-rRNA from (SSU-rRNA, 5.8S rRNA, LSU-rRNA); translation; endonucleolytic cleavage in ITS1 to separate SSU-rRNA from 5.8S rRNA and LSU-rRNA from tricistronic rRNA transcript (SSU-rRNA, 5.8S rRNA, LSU-rRNA). Bases 101 to 349 code for a protein of 82 amino acids. Gene Ontology annotation, molecular function: structural constituent of ribosome.